This is a messenger RNA of Colletotrichum costaricense, 1857 nucleotides long. RefSeq lists its product as uncharacterized. NCBI's taxonomy places the organism in Eukaryota, Fungi, Ascomycota, Sordariomycetes, Glomerellales, Glomerellaceae. The record is from RefSeq and is a predicted model, not a curated record. Bases 1 to 1857 code for a protein of 618 amino acids. The transcript is spliced from 5 exons.
AUGUUUUCUAAAUCAAAGUCGGACACUUCUCAGUACACGCCGCUCUCCCGACCAGGCGGUGGCGAGGGUUCUAGCUCUAGCACAUCUCUUGAGAAGCGCUCAUCUUCCGAGGAUGAUGACGACCACCCCCUGUUGGAAGCCUCUGAGAAUCUUCCAGGUCUCCAGGCAGCCAAACACUGGCAGCUUCCCAAGCUCAUCCUCUACUUUUCCUUGGCUUUAGCCUUGCUAUCAUGCGCCAACAUCGCUCUGCUUCCUGCGACGCUGUCGAACUACGCAGCUUACCCUUAUACAGACUCUGAACUCAAUGCCCUUCCCUACGGUGACGCCAGACUAGGACUUGACAGAGCAGCCAAGAUUCUUCGCCCUCCCAGAGAGUAUCUUCGCGCCUGGCCGGACAGAGUGGUGCGAGUGAGCCGCAAGUUGAAGAAUUCAGUGUGGGGAAAUGGGCCGCAGGUCUAUGUGACUGUCGAGGACUCAACUAUCAUGCGCUUCCCGGUUCCUACCGCUGGUAUCAACGCUUGCGCAAUCAACUGGCUCGCGCCUCCGGAAAAUUCCACGCGCAUCAAGGACCUGACUACCAAGGGAGACGUUUCCGAAAUUGAAGUCUGGCAGCUUAUUGCGCCCUCAGCCACUUCGAAGCCAGGCUCUUCCACAAACAUGGACGAGCUCGACUACGACACCGUGUCGUACUCGGCUCUCCCUGUGCGCGGCGAGCUGCUCGGCGUGCUGGAUCUCACCGUGAAACCGAAUAGCACGACGGUGGAGUUUGCCUGCCCUAGCGGGGCAGAAAAUCUCGUGGUAGAGUUGAAGUGCCAGCGCGUGGCGUGUCAUGUCAGCUUCAUGCAUCUGGAUACCAUGCUGCCGCGAUUUGGGUUUGAGUUGACAUUCGACAAUAGGAUUAGCCGUGGCUGGUGGUGGGCAGCAUGUCUUGUUCCCGAAUCCUUGGAGGGAACUCACUCAUCUUACACGCUCAACAACAUGUCCACUCAACUUGACGCUGCUUCCAUUGCUCGUGUUUCCUUGCACGACCCCAAGCACUUCGAUGUCCAGCUCAUCCAAACCGCUCACCGCCUGGCUCUCCUACGGCACUGGGAUAUUCCAGCAAGCUCCAAAAUUUUAGAACUAGGAUGCGGUCAGGGAGAUUGCACAACCGCUCUCGCCACUGUUGUGGGUGAGCAAGGCACGGUGGUUGCCGUUGACCCGGCCUCGCUGGACUAUGGUGCCCCGUACACUCUCAAGCAAGCACAGGAUCACAUCUCACAAGGCCCGCUUGGCAAUCGUAUCAACUGGGUUCAACAAAGCCCUCAGGACUAUCUCUCUUCCCUCACUUCAUCCAGCGACGCCAAGCCCUUUGACGCAACAGUCCUUGCCCACUGCCUAUGGUACUUCUCCUCCCCGUCUCUCAUUCUGGAAACCUUCCGUGCCAUCAGACAGCACAGCAAGCGUCUUCUCCUUUCCGAAUGGUCCCUGGAAGCAACGAACGCUGCUGCCCGGCCACACGUUUUAGCCGCCCUCACUCAAGCAGCGCUAGAGUGCCGCAAAGGCGAAGAGAGCAUCUCCAACGUCCGCACGGUUCUAGGGCCAAAGCGUCUCACAGAACUCGCUGUCGCGGCCGGCUGGAAACUGGAAAAGGAGAGCCGCGUGCAGUGCGGCGAAGGUCUUCAGGACGGACAGUGGGAGGUUUCUGCCUGUCUUGGAUCCGGUUUUGCGCGUGAGGUAGAGGAGCGUGUCAAGGAUGAGCGGGAGCGCGCCGUGGUCUUUGCGUUACGUGAUGCUUGCGAGGCGAGUUUGGACGGUGUGCCGGGGGGUAAGAAGGGAGUUGCUGCCAUGGAUGUUUGGGUCGCGAGCUUCGUCUGA